CCUUGAUGUGCCAUCUUAUAUCUCCAUCAUAACUAUUAUAUCUGUUGCUUUGCUUUCCCAUUCACACACAACACCAACAACAACAACAACAACAUCAGACUCCUAAAAGUGAAGCAAAAGAAAAAACAUGCAUCUCAAAUCCAUCCUCCUCGGCUUAGCGGCCGCCAUGACGACCGUCUCGGCUUCUUCCUACUUCUGUCCUCUUGCUCUGGAUAAAACCGCCAUGAUCCAAUCUGCUUAUUGCUGUCAGGGAUUCAAAGACGCUCCUCAUACGAAUUUAUCCAAGGUUGGGGUGAAUUGUGUUGAUGUGAAUGAUCAUUGGGUCGAUGAGUGCCCUAAGGGUGGCACACCAAAGUGUUGUUAUGCCAUUGGUCCUGAGAUUAUUUGUACGUCGGAGGUGGGGAAGGCAGAUGAUGAUGAUGAUGACGAGUAGAUGGAAUUCGAACAUGAUCUAAAAAGAAAUUGGAGUUGGAGUGCUUAUGAGUGCUGCAGAAUAGAAGAUGAAGAUAGAUGGAGGAUGAUUUGUAAAGCAGAAAGAGGGAGAG
Aspergillus ochraceoroseus IBT 24754 is the source of this 545-nucleotide messenger RNA. RefSeq lists its product as uncharacterized. The transcript is spliced from 3 exons. NCBI's taxonomy places the organism in Eukaryota, Fungi, Ascomycota, Eurotiomycetes, Eurotiales, Aspergillaceae. The record is from RefSeq and is a predicted model, not a curated record. Bases 128 to 433 code for a protein of 101 amino acids.